Messenger RNA from Colletotrichum fioriniae, 315 nucleotides. Lineage: Eukaryota; Fungi; Ascomycota; Sordariomycetes; Glomerellales; Glomerellaceae. The record is from RefSeq and is a predicted model, not a curated record.
AUGGUCCUGCUGUUGACAUUCACCAGACUCAUCACUCUCUGGCAAGCACUUUGGUUCUUCAUUACUGAGAUGGACCGCGUCAGAAACGGAUUGCCCAUUACCGCUCUAGAAUUGACGGCGCUAUCCUUCACUUUCGCCAUGGUUGCGACAUUUAUUUGCUGGUACCCAAAACCGGCGAUUUCCUAUCCCCGAUACAUCGAAACCAAGGUCUCAGACGAGGAGCAAGUGACUUUGGACCAGAUUCGAAGCUUUGCCAGAUCCCACCAUGGCACCGUACACCACUCGACGACAUCACUCCUCGCAUUUUCCGCAUAG